Messenger RNA from Oncorhynchus mykiss (rainbow trout), 1281 nucleotides. It is a transcript of the gene ccn6, whose product is annotated as cellular communication network factor 6. Lineage: Eukaryota; Metazoa; Chordata; Actinopteri; Salmoniformes; Salmonidae. Gene Ontology annotation, cellular component: extracellular region; extracellular matrix. Gene Ontology annotation, biological process: cell adhesion; positive regulation of cell differentiation; signal transduction. The record is from RefSeq and is a predicted model, not a curated record. Gene Ontology annotation, molecular function: integrin binding; heparin binding.
CGGAUCAGUAAGCCACAGAAAGGUGUGCUUGAAGGAGACAGAGGGGUGCUUUGUGCCUCUCCACCAGGUCAGCUCCCUCAAUCUCUCUUUCCCUUUCCCCCUCCUCUCUCGGUCGCUAUCCCUCCUUCACACUCCUUCGUUCUCGAGCUCCCAGAGUUCACCCAAACCUGGGUACUUAAAAGAUGCUAUCUCUGCUCUACUCUUUGCUCCUGGUCAUUCUAGCUCAACAGCCUCUAUGCAGGGCUCAGAACCAUGGUGGGCAGCUGUCUGGUCCGCGAGGAGGCAAGGCCGUGUUGGAGAGGAAACAGUUGUGCCAGUGGCCGUGUAAGUGCAAGGCCAAGCCCCAGUGUGCCCCGGGGGUCAGCUCAGUGCUGGACGGCUGUGGCUGCUGUAAGAGCUGCGCCCGGCAGAUAGGAGAGGCCUGCAACGAGAGGGACAUCUGCGACCCCCACAAGGGCAUGUACUGCGACUUCUCUAAUGACCAGCCGCGAUAUGAGGUCGGAGUCUGCGCUUACUUGAUGGCAGUUGGUUGUGACCUGAAUGGGGCCCACUAUGAGAACGGCGAGGCCUUCCAGCCCAGCCCGCUGUAUAAAUGCACGUGCAUCGCGGGAGCCAUCGGCUGCACCCCGGCCUUCAUCCAGAAGCCCGCUGGUCUCCUGGGUCCUGCCCCUCUGAGGAGCAACGCACCCCUGCCAGCUGGCCUGCAGAGCGCCCCUGGUGCCUCCAGAAAACACCAGCAGGACACACCAAACAUGGCCGCAAUGCCAGCUUACAGGGAUCCUCCUUUAGCCUGGAAGAAGAAUUGCCUGAUCCAGACCACUCCGUGGAGCCCCUGCUCCAAGACCUGCGGCCUGGGUAUCUCAGUCCGGGUCAACAAUGACAACGGCAAGUGUGAGAUGAGGAAGGACCGCCGCCUCUGCCUGUUGCGGCCGUGUGAGAAGAGCAUCAUGAAGUCCGUCCAGAUGCUGAGAGGAAAGACGUGCAAGCCCAAGUUCCAGGCUAAGAAAGCAGAGAAGCUGACCCUGUCUGGGUGCACUAGCACCAAAAGUUUCAAACCCACUUACUGCGGCAUCUGCACUGACAAGCGCUGUUGCAUCCCCAACAAAUCCAAAAUGGUGACCGUCAACUUCAAGUGCAAGGGCGGUUCCAACGUGCACUGGAAGAUGCAGUGGAUAACUUCCUGCGUGUGCCAGAGGAAGUGUAAUGACCCUGGGGACAUGUUCGCAGAGCUACGCUUUCUCUAGCACCUUCUCCAGCAUCUAUAAAUCAACCUCAGAGCCA